This is a messenger RNA of Truncatella angustata, 697 nucleotides long. RefSeq lists its product as uncharacterized. NCBI's taxonomy places the organism in Eukaryota, Fungi, Ascomycota, Sordariomycetes, Amphisphaeriales, Sporocadaceae. Bases 221 to 568 code for a protein of 115 amino acids. The transcript is spliced from 2 exons. The record is from RefSeq and is a predicted model, not a curated record.
CGGCAAGCCCGUCCAAUGGACAGCACUUGUUUUGUCCCUCAGGGCAGUUCAUAGGCCAAAACCACGGAAGAAGCUACAAAUUCCAAAGCGUCUACAGACAUCGUGAAAUUUACAUCAACAGCCUCUAUCCCGAGCCAUUGAGUCAGCUUGCCUUACACUACGAGAUAACAAAGAAAGUCAUACCUUCGACACUACUAGUAACCUCCCACAUAUCAUCAUAAUGGCCUCCCGCACCUUCCUCUCGGCUUUCCGCCCCGCCGCCGCUCUGGCAAGCCGACAGACCAUUGUUUCGCGAAGCAUCGCCACUACCGCUGCCUUGAGACACAAGGAGGACACCCUCCACGAGAGGCAAGAAGACUCCAACUCCUCGGAGCGCCACAAGCAGGACCUCCUCAAGAAGCAAAAGGAUGGUCAGGGCCACUGGAAGCCUGAGCUGGCCUCCAAUGCCGAGGAAGCCAUCAAGGCGGACCGCAGCGGAGAUGAGGACAUCAAGAGCCUUCAAGACCGCACCAAGGCAACCGCUGAGGAGACCCACAAGAAGGGCACGAGCAUGCGUGAUGGUUUGUAAAAAGGCAGAGAUACCAUCCUUUCAUAUGCGAACUAGCAGCGUCGGAACGAGCUCGUGUAUAGUCACGGGUCGGAGUUAGGGCGGCAGGCUCCACGAAAGCCGAAUGGUCUGAGAUAGCAGGUCUUGUUU